UACUUUGACAUUAACCAAGAAAGACAACUUGCUCGCUCAAUAGGUAGGUAUAGGAAGAAAAAAGUUGUUUUCAGAUUCUUCUGUUUUGAUGUAAUUUUAAUGCGGUACCUACCUAUAUGUUUUAAACAUAUUUUGUAAUAGCGUAACCUAAACUUGUAAUGGAAUAGUAUAUCAGCUUAGUAUAGAGCUAUGGAUGACACUGAAAGUACAACAACGUCUGCUGACGAGAACACUGGUAAUUUGUGCGAUAAUCCGACAAGGGACACACUUGCAGAAGGCCUAUUAGGUUUAUUGAAACCUACUGUUGACCAAUUGGACGAUAGGGUCCGAGCAACAAGGAUAUCACAGUUGGAAUUGAAACAGCAAAUAGACUCAUUGAAUGAGGAGUUACAGAAGGUGCGAGAGGCACUGAAUAACCACCCAGACCUGGACCCUUAUGUUAAAAAGCUGAUAGCUUGCAAGCAUAAAGUUACUGUAGUUCUUAAUGUCUUACAAGCCUCACAGGACAGACUUAAUGAGAUAAGGCGUAUGGUUAGCAAAGAACAGAGUGUACGCAAAGCUGUGUUACCAGAGGAGCAUCAACAGCCAGAGCAAAGCACAAGCGGCAUUGUCUCAGAGCGAGGAAGCAUCAACUAACAUGGAGACUCCAUAUCAAAACCACAUUGCUAAAUCUGACUUUGAACAUGUCUAUGAGCCAGCUGAAGACAGUUUCCUGUUAAUUGAUGCCUUAGAAAAAGAACUAGAUAUUAUAAAAACCAAAAACCCCAUGUUUUGUCUCGAAGUUGGAUCUGGCAGCGGAGUUGUUAUUACAGCUUUUGGUAUGGCCUUUCCAGAAGCAUUUUGUAUAAGUACAGAUGUCAAUUUCAAAGCUUGUGAAAUGUCACAGUCCACAGCAAAGUACAAUAAAGUUUUGAUGGAUACUGUCAAUAUGGAUCUCGCUAGUUCUUUUGUUAAUGGCAUGUUUGAUGUGAUAAUAUUCAAUCCUCCCUAUGUGGUAACAGAAACAAGCGAAUGCGGUGGAAUGGAUAUUACUGCAAGUUGGGCUGGUGGCAAUAAAGGCCGAGAAGUGACAGAUAGACUCCUCAACAUGAUACCAAAGAAACUAGCACAAGAUGGCAUCUUCUAUAUUUUGCUGAUUGAAGAUAACAUUCCAGAAGAAGUAACUGAAAUAAUGACAACGCUCGGAUAUAAAUCGCAAAUGGUUAUCAGUAGGAAGGUUAGGAAUGAACAGCAGCUUGUGAUGAAGUUUUACAAGUGAAUGAGUUUGUUAUUUUGAUUGUUUGAUUGAUUAAUUUAUCAAUUACUUGUACAAUAAGGUUUAAUAAAAAAUAUAUUUCAUAA
Messenger RNA from Plodia interpunctella (Indianmeal moth), 1341 nucleotides. It is a transcript of the gene Snapin, whose product is annotated as SNAP associated protein. Gene Ontology annotation, biological process: regulation of synaptic vesicle exocytosis; synaptic vesicle exocytosis; lysosome organization. Gene Ontology annotation, cellular component: BLOC-1 complex; synaptic vesicle; BORC complex. Bases 190 to 636 code for a protein of 148 amino acids. Lineage: Eukaryota; Metazoa; Arthropoda; Insecta; Lepidoptera; Pyralidae. Gene Ontology annotation, molecular function: SNARE binding. The record is from RefSeq and is a predicted model, not a curated record. The transcript is spliced from 3 exons.